Paramecium octaurelia is the source of this 1261-nucleotide messenger RNA. Lineage: Eukaryota; Ciliophora; Oligohymenophorea; Peniculida; Parameciidae. The record is from the annotation of a GenBank genome assembly.
AAAUAACAUCAAAAAUGUCUGAAGAAGAUGAAGUAAUAUGUGAACAAUGCUAAACCGUCCCAACACAAUUUGUUAUAUUAGAUUGCGAGCAUAAAUUUUGUUUAUUUUGCAUUUCACAUGCUUUUCACAAAGAUGACAGUGGAGUGCCUUGUCUAAAAUGCAAUGCUCCAACUGUUUUAGAUCACGAGUCACUUUAAGCUGUCCAACAAACAAAAGAAUCACAAUCAUAACUAUCAAAGACAUAGCCCAAUUACAAUGUUAAACCUUUUACCACAGAGAAGAGAUAAUAUGUUUAACCAAUUUAGGAGGAUCCUACUAUAAAAGGUCAUCCUUGCUUAGAGAAAUUAAAUUUAGCAGUUGAAAGGAGUUUGGAUAAGAUAAGGAACAUUCAAUUCGAUAAAUAGUAAGUAAAGGAUAAGUGUUAAACAUAAAAAAAUGACAUAGACACAGAAUUUAAAGCUUUACACAUGUACUUAGAUUCAAAAUAAGAGGAAUUUCAAAAUCAAUUGUCUAAUAUUGAGACUACAUAUUUGAAUGAACUUACUAAGGAUGAAGAAGUUUAGGUAAUAUUUUAAAGUAGUUUAAGCAAUUAGAUAUUGAGGAAAUGAGCAUAAUAAAGAAUGAAAUCAAGGCAAUUUUGAAAAGCUAGGAUGGUUAAGAUAUAUACACAUUCAAAUAAUUAGUGGCGACAGUGGAUGGAAUAGUAUAGGAUAAAUAGUUAUCAAUAAAACAACUAGUAAUUAUAAUAAAUUACUAUUUAAGAACUUGUUCAAACAAAUGUAGGAUGAAAUGUAGUAACUGUCAAAAAAAUAGGCUCAGUUUUAUUAGGAUUUCAGAAGAUUUUUUAAUAUUUUAUAGCCUCUUUAAGUAUCUUUAGUAUAAAAUUAUGCCAGUCCAAUAAAAUUAGAAUAUGGGGGUUCAAUUACAAGGUAUUUUGAAUUAUAAAAAUAGUGACAUUUAAGAGAAGAUUAGGGAAUUGAAGCACAGGAAUUCCAGAUCGAUGAACACUUCUUAACUGAACAACUCUAGAUCUUAGAAUUCUCCACCUAAGAAUACUUUUCUGAAUGAAGAGAUCAACAUAUCUAGGAAAGUAAGUCGAGAGUAGGCUAACAUUGUGCAACAAAGGAAAUUGGGGACUUCACCUAUGGAUGCAAAAACUGUAUUACAAAGUUCAAUGAAGCAUAAUAAUAAAUCAAAUUCAAAAUUCAACAAAAUUUUAAAUAGUCCCCUUACACUUGCUGGAUUUUCAUAUUUGACUUGA